AUGGUUCGGUCUUAUCUACCGAUUCUUGUUUCAUUAAUUAUUUUUUUUAUUUCUCUUUACGUUAAUUCACUUGUUCAAGUAUGGGCCGAUCGAAAUUCACCAGGAUGGAUACCUGCUUUACCUGAUAUUGGUCAUCGUCUAUUACCCUAUUGGACUUAUUUUCAAAUAAAUAAUUAUUAUCUUUUAACAUCAUUUGUCUUAGUUAUUAUUCGUUAUAUAUUUCAACGUGAUAUACGUUUAAUUGUUUUUCGUCGAUGGCUUUUUAUUCAAGCUAUUUUAUUUUUUAUGAGAAGUAUAUCAAUAUAUGUUACAUCAUUAAGUGUUCCAUUGCCUGGUUGUAAUACAACAGCAACAGGUUCACCACCUGUCGAAGCAUUUUAUAUAAUGUUUUUAAUUCAUGAAACAUGUGGUGAUGUUCUUUUUUCUGGGCAUACUGUAACAUUAACAUUAUGUGCACUCGCUUGGACAACUUAUUCUAAAGGUGAAGAAUAUUAUCCGAUACGUUGGUUAUGGAAUAAGUAUAAGAAAAAUAAUCAAGAAAUAAAACGUGGUAAACCUGGUUGGUUUUAUCCAAAAUUAGAUGCAAAUGGUGAUCCAUUAUCAUUUUAUUUAACAACAAUUCUUGUUUGGAUUUGUACAAUAAUCGGUUAUUUAUUUAUAAUUGCUACACGAUUUCAUUAUACAGUUGAUGUUUUUCUUGGUUUUCUUCUUUCACAAUUAACAUGGAAAACAUAUCAUUAUUAUAUAAAAACAUUAGCAGAACGUCGAAGUAUUAUAAUAACUAGAUUUUUUCUUUGGUUUGAAGGAUACGGACGACCAUCAUUAACUGCUCCUGUAAGUUUACUUACUGGACCAACAACUGUUAACGAAGGUACAACAGACGAUAUAGAAAAUUCUAGUCAAGUUGUACAUCCAGGUGAUGCUAGUACUGUUUAA
Adineta steineri is the source of this 936-nucleotide messenger RNA. Lineage: Eukaryota; Metazoa; Rotifera; Eurotatoria; Adinetida; Adinetidae. The record is from the annotation of a GenBank genome assembly.